AUGAAAUUAUUAUUAUAUGUAUCAUUGGUGAUUGUAGCAAUCAUUGUAAUUAGUUUUACAAGCUUUGCACGUGCAGAUCAGUGCAAGGAAUACGUCCCAAUUGCCAAAUGUGUUGGUGAGGGUGAUCAAUGUUCUCAAGAUGUUCCAUGUCAAGGGUUAUUAUAUUGUGACAAUGAAGGAAAUAGUAUACAUAAUGGUACUUGUGUAAAAUACGCUGAAUUGGAUGAAGAUUGUUCCAAGGUACAGUGUAAUCCAAUCUAUACUUGUUUGGCAGAUACUUGUGUCAUUGCCAACUAUGCUCAGAGAAAUGAGUCAUGUCAACACGACUAUGAAUGUAUGGGUGAUAUGACAUGUGUCGAAUCGGUCUGCUCAUUGAUUGGUUCAUGCAAACAAAAUAUCGAGUGUCCAUUUGGAACCUCUUGUGAUAAUAAUGGUCUCUGUACAGAUAAUAUCAAGGCUGGUGAAUUGCUGCCUAAAAAGGGUGACCAAUACUGUGCUAUUGGUACAAAGGCAACUUCUCAAGGCUACUGUGUCUCUCUUUAUAGUUUGGCCGUUGAUCAAGAUUGUGAUGAUGAUACAUUCUGUGAUGACCAAUUGGUUUGUAGCGGAGGUAAAUGUUCCGCACUUCCAAAGGCCACUCCAACAUCAGUCAAUUGUCUAUCAAGUCCAUGCACAUCCUACGAAGAAUGUGUGUGUCAGGGAGGUGACGCUAGUGCAACCAACGCCACCUGUUAUUCAAAGGGUUUGUUUGGCAGUGCCCUCGAACAACAAAAAACUACAUACCUCGAGUUUUUAAACUGUAUCACUAUCUACAAGUGUGUUAUCGAGUCAAACACUGACAGCCCAAUUUACAAUAGUUGUGCAGAAAAAAAUUGUGUACCACAAUAUUGUACUUUUCUCAACUCCUCCCAAAUUACCCAAGUAUACAACCCACUUCCAGAGUCGUGUCACAGUCAAUCCCCAAUCUGUCUUGCUGAAGCAAACUCUUCAUCCAGUAUCCAAGUUAACUAUAUCUCUUUAAUUCUUAUCUUGUCCAUCUUUAUCCUUUUCACUUUCUUUUAA
Messenger RNA from Cavenderia fasciculata, 1062 nucleotides. Its product is annotated as paramecium surface antigen repeat-containing protein. The record is from RefSeq and is a predicted model, not a curated record. NCBI's taxonomy places the organism in Eukaryota, Evosea, Eumycetozoa, Acytosteliales, Cavenderiaceae. The transcript has 2 exons. Bases 1 to 1062 code for a protein of 353 amino acids.